This is a messenger RNA of Sinocyclocheilus rhinocerous, 593 nucleotides long. RefSeq names its product plakophilin-1-like. The coding region runs from base 15 to 335 and encodes 106 amino acids. Gene Ontology annotation, molecular function: protein binding. NCBI's taxonomy places the organism in Eukaryota, Metazoa, Chordata, Actinopteri, Cypriniformes, Cyprinidae. The transcript has 2 exons. Gene Ontology annotation, biological process: cell-cell adhesion. The record is from RefSeq and is a predicted model, not a curated record. Gene Ontology annotation, cellular component: plasma membrane; adherens junction; cytoplasm.
UCAACUUUCCAGCCAUGGCGAAGGAAGAUCCUGAAGGAGUGGAUUGGUUGUACAACCAAAAGUCGCUGCAGAUGUAUCUGUCUCUGCUGCGCUGCAGUAAGAAGGAUGCCACUCUGGAGGCAUGCUGUGGAGCCCUGCAGAACCUGACUGCUUCAAAGACCCAUUUGUCCACUCUGAUGAGUCAAAGCAUCAUACAGAAGCCGCAUGGCCUGUCUGACAUUUCACACCUGCUGAUAUCAAGAAACCCGGGCCUGCAGAAGACCGCCAUGUCCUUAGUGGGCAACAUGUCCCGGGUGUCAUCUCUACGGGGUAUUAUGGGUAAGAGUCUUUUGUAACACUCAAGUGCCACAACUAAUGAAAGAGUGUUGUCAGUUCUGUGUUCUGUGUUGUGCCUGUUAAGUAACAUCUGCACAAGCACAGGAACAGACAAGAAAAUGUAAUUCGAGGAGAGUGUGCUGUAAGUUAGUCUCCUGAGCCUCUGCUUGCUGGAGGUACUUCUGUUUCUCACUCUCUCAACAGCAGGUCUGUGUUUGUGUGAAUGGACGCCAGCAGAUUGUCAACUGAUACCCCAGAGGCAGUAAAAAUAACAAUCU